AUGCGGCUUUUGCCUAUCUCUCUGCUUCUUCUCUCGCCGUCCUUCGCGGCCUCUGCUGUGAAAGUGGACACAGUCGACGGCAGGAGGACUUGCACGGUGACUAGUUUAGGCGAUGAGCAGAAUGACGUCCCGAACAUUGUAUCUGCAUUCGAAGAGUGUGGAUCCUCAGGGACCGUGAUCUUCCCUGAAGGUGAAAACUACUGGAUUGCUGAGAAGUUCACAGCGAAUAUUGAAGAUGUGGAAAUUGAAUGGAGAGGAACAUGGACGUUCUCCGACGAUCUGGACUAUUGGCGCGAAAAUUCAUAUCCAAUUGCUUUCCAGAAUCACGCAGCCGGGUUCAUUCUGAAAGGCAAAGGGAUCCGAAUCAACGGGUACGGUACCGGUGGGAUCAAUGGGAAUGGAGAUCUCUGGUAUACCGAUGAGGCUGGAACUACGAAGCCGGGGCGACCUAUUCCAUUUCAACUCUGGAACGUCAGCGAUGUCACUGUUCAGAACUUCGCGAUCAUUGAACCUCAGCUUUGGGCCAUCAAUAUCAUGAACGGCACAAAUCUCGAGUUCGAGAAUAUCCAUGUUAAUGCGACUGCCUCCAAGGCACCUUCGGGCAAGAAUUGGGUCCAAAAUACGGAUGGUUUUGAUACAAUGGACGCAAACAACGUUAAACUGAAGAACUUCACAUACACUGGAGGUGACGAUUGUAUCGCAAUCAAGUCUCGAUCAUAUAACAUCCACAUCGACGGAGUGGUCUGCAAUGGCGGCAAUGGUAUUGCUAUAGGUAGUCUCGGCCAAUACCUUGAAGACUCCAGUGUUGAAAACGUUCUCAUGCAGAACGUCAAGGUUCCCCGCACCCGAUUUGGCAUGUACAUUAAAACCUGGAUGGGCGAACUCGUCGAACAAGACGGCUACGAGAGCGGAGGCCAGCCCCGAGGAGGCGGCUGGGGCAACGUCCGCAACGUUACGUUCUCUGCUGUCGACGUGACAGAUGCCAGCAGAGUUGGGUACAUUCACCAGAAUGAAGGAGAUAAUGGGUCAUUCACUGGAACCAGCAGGAUGGAGAUCUCGGAUGUCGUUUUUGAUCUGUUCACGGGCACGUUGGCUUCGACUAGUAACCAGAUUGGUAUACAGUGCAGUAAGGUUCAUCCCUGCUAUGAUAUCUAUUUCGGCGACAUGGAUGUGGAGUCUUCGUCUGGGAGCAGUCUCACUGGUAAAUGCACGUAUGCGAAGGAAAAUGGCAUUCAUGGGCUGUCUGGCUGUUAA
Molecule: messenger RNA, 1254 nt
Organism: Aspergillus melleus
Lineage: Eukaryota; Fungi; Ascomycota; Eurotiomycetes; Eurotiales; Aspergillaceae
Product: putative extracellular exo-polygalacturonase
Exons: 5
Coding region: 1-1254 (417 amino acids)
Biological process (GO): carbohydrate metabolic process
Molecular function (GO): polygalacturonase activity
Source: RefSeq, a predicted model, not a curated record